This is a messenger RNA of Pecten maximus, 1986 nucleotides long. RefSeq names its product S-antigen protein-like. NCBI's taxonomy places the organism in Eukaryota, Metazoa, Mollusca, Bivalvia, Pectinida, Pectinidae. The transcript has 8 exons. The coding region runs from base 1 to 1986 and encodes 661 amino acids. The record is from RefSeq and is a predicted model, not a curated record. Gene Ontology annotation, cellular component: cornified envelope; cytoplasm.
AUGGUAAAGGAUGAUACAGAAAAUGGCAAUUUCUCUGUGGUAAAGAAUGCUAUAGAAAAUGGCAGUUUGACGGUGGUAAAGAAUGAUGCAGAAAAUGGCAGUGUGACCGCGGUAAAGGAGGUUACAGAAAAUAACAGUUUAACGAUGGUAAAGGAUGAUACAGAAAAUGGCAAUUUCACUCUGGUAAAGAAUGAUAUAGAAAAUGGCAGUUUGACGGUGGUAAAGGAUGAAACAGAAAAUGACAGUUUGCCCGUGAUAAAGGAUGAUACAGAAAAUGACGAAAAUUGCAGUUUGACCGUGGUAAAGGAUGAUACUGAAAAUGGCAGUUUAACUAUGGUAAAGGAUGAUACAGAAAAUGGCAAUUUCUCUGUGGUAAAGAAUGCUAUAGAAAAUGGCAGUUUGACGGUGGUAAAGAAUGAUGCAGAAAAUGGCAGUGUAACCGUGGUAAAGGAGGUUACAGAAAAUAACAGUUUAACGAUGCAUGAAACACAACAUGGCAGUUUGACCGUGGUAAAGGAGGAUACAGAAAAUGGCAGUGUGACCGUAGUAAAGGAUGAUACUGAAAAUGGCAAUUUGCCCGUGGUAAAGAAUGAUACAGAAAAUGACAACUUAACGAUGGUAAAGGAUGAUACAGAAAAUGGCAAUUUCACUGUGGUAAAGAAUGAUAAUGAAAAUGGCAGUUUGACUGUGGUAAAGAAUGAUACAGAAAAUGACAGUUUUACGAUGGUAAAGGAUGAUACAGAAAAUGGCAAUUUCACUGUGCUGUGUUUCACCGUGGUAAAGGAUAAAACAGAAAAUGGCAGUUUGACCGUGGUAACGGAUGAUACUGAAAAAGAUAGUUUUAGUGUGGUAAAGGAUGAUACAUCAAAUGGCAGUGAAACCGUGGUAAAGAAUGACACAGAAAAUAACAGUUUUAUUGUGGUAAAGGAUCAAACAGAAAAUUGCAGUUUGACUGUUGUAAAGGAUGAUACAGAAAAUGGCAGUUUGCCCGUGGUAAAGGAGGAUACAGAAAAUGACUGUUUGACCGUGAAUGAUACAGAAAAUGACAGCUUUACGAUGGUAAAGGAUGAUACAGAAAAUGGCAAUUUCACUGUGGUAAAGAAUGAUAAUGAAAAUGGCAGUUUGACUGUGGUAAAGAAUGAUACAGAAAAUGACAGUUUUACGAUGGUAAAGGAUGAUACAGAAAAUGGCAAUUUCACUGUGGAUAAAACAGAAAAUGGCAGUUUGACCGUGGUAACGGAUGAUACUGAAAAAGAUAGUUUUAGUGUGGUAAAGGAUGAUACAUCAAAUGGCAGUGAAACCGUGGUAAAGAAUGACACAGAAAAUAACAGUUUUAUUGUGGUAAAGGAUCAAACAGAAAAUUGCAGUUUGACUGUUGUAAAGGAUGAUACAGAAAAUGGCAGUUUGCCCGUGGUAAAGGAGGAUACAGAAAAUGACUGUUUGACCAUGGAGGAUGCAGAAAAUGGCAUUUUGACCGUGGUAAAGGAGGAUACAGAAAAUGGCAGUUUGACCAUGGUAAAGAAUAAUACUGAAAAUGGCAGUGUGACUGUGGUAAAGAAUGAUACAGAAAAUAAAAGUUUAACGAAGGUAAGGGAUGAUACAGAAAAUGGCAAUUUCACUGUGGUAAAGAAAGAUAUAGAAAAUGGCAGUUUGACGGUGAUAAAGGAUGAAACAGAAAAUGGCAGUUUGACCGUGCAUGAAACACAACAUGGCAGUUUGACCGUGGUAAAGGAGGAUACAGAAAAUGGCAGUGUGACCGUAGUAAAGGAUGAUACUGAAAAUGGCAGUUUGCCCGUGGUAAAGAAUGAUACAGAAAAUGACAGCUUAACGAUGGUAAAGGAUGAUACAGAAAAUGGCAAUUUCACUGUGGUAAAGAAUGAUAAUGAAAAUGGCAGCUUGACUGUGGUAAAGAAUGAUACAGAAAAUGACAGUUUUACGAUGGUAAAGGAUGAUACAGAAAAUGGCAAUUUCACUGUGCUGUGGUAA